Symsagittifera roscoffensis is the source of this 887-nucleotide messenger RNA. RefSeq names its product coiled-coil domain-containing protein 153-like. The record is from RefSeq and is a predicted model, not a curated record. Lineage: Eukaryota; Metazoa; Xenacoelomorpha; Acoela; Convolutidae. Bases 195 to 821 code for a protein of 208 amino acids. The transcript is spliced from 2 exons.
AGUCAAGCGUUUAUAUAUCUUGAAUAUUGCAUUAGUUAAUUUUUUAAUAAAUUCGCACGGUUGUGCUUAAAAUUUUUAAAAAUAUCUCCAUAGCUCGAAACAACAGCGUCAGUUUUAUAGUUUUGUUAUACUAUUGAUCGUGUUAAUUAAACUCGGUUCAUCAUUUCGUGAAAUUGUAGACGGUUGUUAGAAGUAUGCCUCCAAAAAAGGGUAAGAAGGGAGGCGGGAAGAAAGGAGGGGGUAAGAAGAAGGGGGGCAAGAAGGGGAAGAAGGGGGAGGAGGAGUUGACCCCGGAGGAGCAGCUGAAGAAAUCGACGAUGGAGAUGCAGAAUCUGAAACAUCAUCUAUCACUCCAAAACAGCCUCUCAAGGCGAACCCAAUCUGCACGUGAUCAACUGAAGACUGACUUCUUGAACCUAACCGACCAAUUAGAAGAGGAGCGAAGUGACCAAUUGGAUGUUCAUAACGAUCUAGCGCGUCAGUUCAAAACAUUUCAGACGGAGAAAAACCUCGUCAUUGACAAUUUGCAACGUGAAAACAUCCAAUUGAACAACGAACUAACAAAUUGCCAACAAGUUCUCGCCAACACAAUUCAGGAAAAAGAUUCCAUCAUUAGGAAAAAAGAGGAUGAAGUUACUGAAUUGAGGAACAAACUGAGAAUUUUGGAGAGCACGUAUCAAAAUAUUUUUGACACUUCAUUGAGAAAUCUGCAAGUUAAUUUGACAAAGGCAAAAGAUCAGUGGGAAAGGUCAUCAAUUGACUUGCAAGACAGAACCAAGGAACGAUUAAAAGAAUUUGGAAUAAAUUUCCAGGAAUUUUAAAGACAAAUUUUCAAAUUAAUAAAAAUUAAAAAGAUUUAGACUAAUAACAGUUUCACUUGAAUGUAA